Messenger RNA from Chenopodium quinoa (quinoa), 1422 nucleotides. RefSeq lists its product as uncharacterized. Bases 1 to 1422 code for a protein of 473 amino acids. Gene Ontology annotation, molecular function: nucleic acid binding. The transcript is spliced from 3 exons. The record is from RefSeq and is a predicted model, not a curated record. NCBI's taxonomy places the organism in Eukaryota, Viridiplantae, Streptophyta, Magnoliopsida, Caryophyllales, Amaranthaceae.
AUGGCAGACUCAUUUGAAGCGACAUACUUUGAUGUGGAUCAAAUUUUGACAGAAGAAGAAGAGGCAGAAUUGUACUACGAAUACGCAGAAAUUAUGCAAGAUCUAGGCAUGGAUUACUACAACUCUGAAGAUGAUAUGAUGCAAGACACAGAAGGAGAAGACCAAGGCCAGCAAAACACUGAACACACACAAGCUGAGGCUGGUUUCCAGGAAAUGGAACAAGCCAUUCACCAGGGGACUCAACAGAGACAAAGAAAGCAGCUCACCAUGAAACAAAGAAGAGAAAUUGUGAAUUCAAUGUUGGUCAACAUGCAGCAAAGGAACUUACCAAGAGGUCACUUAAAGCAUUUGGCAGUUAAUUACAAUGUGCACAAAUCAAGCAUCACAAGAAUUUUUGCAGACAUAAAGAAACAAAUGGCACAGGGCAGUUUGAUUGAUACAGAAAGGAGCUAUGCAGCAGCAUUAAAGAUCUCCCAUGUGACACUUCACAAUUUGAAGAAAAAGGGAAGGUUAAGAACACACACAAGUACCAACAAGCCAGCACUGACAUCAGACCACAAGGUAGCAAGAAUGAAAUGGAUUUUGUCACACAUAAAUCCAGUUACAAGUAAUGGGGAACCAACAUUUGUUGAAAUGAACAAUGUGAUACACAUGGAUGAGAAAUGGUUCUAUCUGAACCCUGACAAGAGGAGGUUUUACCUCCUACCUAGUGAGGAAGAUCCUUAUAGGCCUAUACAGUCCACAAGAUUCAAGCUCAAAGUAAUGUUUAUGGGCUUAAUUGGGAAGCCAUUGUAUGACACAGAUGGGGGACUACUUCAUGAUGGGAAAUAUGGAAUUUUCCCAUUCACAGUCAAACAACUAGCCAAGAAGUCAAGUAAAAACAAAGUAGCAGGAACAUGGGAAACAAAAGCAAUACAAAAUGUAAAUAGAGAGGUCAUCAGAGACAUGUUGGUGGCCAAUGUCAUUCCAGCAAUUAUUUCAAAGUGGCCUGAUAGUCAGCCAAAAAAUAUUGUAAUCCAAUGGGACAAUGCAAGGCCACACCAAGUUCCUACUGAUGCAGAGUUUAUAGCAGCAACAACAGCUCAUGGAUUUAACAUUCAAUUUUCUUUUCCUAACAACCUAGAUGAGUUAGUUACAAAAGUGCAAGAAUCUUAUGAGGCAUUCAAUCCUCAAGUCAACAAGUACAUUUGGCUGUCUUUGCAAAAGUGCAUGAUUGAGAUCCUUAAGGUACAAGGUGGGAAUAAGUACAAAUUACCCCACAUGAACAAGAAAAAACUCGAAAACCUUGGAGAGUUGCCAAAUCAUGUACCAGUGCAGAAGGAACUUGUUUUAGAGGCAGUGGAGUACCUAUACACUAUGUUUAGGCCAGUAAAUGAGGGGAUUGAACAAGGAACAGAAGAAUUUGAGGUAGAUGCAGACUGA